Messenger RNA from Striga asiatica, 3523 nucleotides. The record is from the annotation of a GenBank genome assembly. Lineage: Eukaryota; Viridiplantae; Streptophyta; Magnoliopsida; Lamiales; Orobanchaceae.
GCCGCAAAUAGUAAAUGAGAUUUGGAUUUGAUUUUAUGUUAUCAAAACGUAAUAAACCAUGAAUCCUUCCAAUGGAACAGUCUGCACAUAGUGAUUCUCUUAACUGCACUCUACCCGUUUGCUGAAAUGUCAACCAAAUAGCAAAAAAUGAGUUUAUUUGAGAGCUGAAUUAAGACAAAUCUCUGUCUUGAACUCCUCUGCAGCUCUAAUGAAUAAUUUCGUCAUUUUCUUAGCUGUAAUUUCCUCAUUUCAACCGCCAGUAGCUGUCAUCUCAUCCCGUUCAAUACCCGACCCGACAUGCAAGGGUCCCGACCCGACAAACCUCCGAUCCGACCAAAUGACGGUGAUAAUCAGCGGUUACUCGGAGCACCGGAUCCCGCUGCUCCACUCGAUCGCGUCUGCCUACUCCGCCUCGCCGGCGGUGGCCGACGUCGUCCUCCUCUGGUGCAACCCCUCCACCACGGCCCGAACCCUCGCCGGCCUCUCGCGGAACCUCUCCGGCGCCGCCGCUGUGCUCCGCGCGCCCUCCUCCAGCCUCAACCACCGGUUCUAUCCCCGGGAGACCAUCAGGACCAGAGCCGUCCUCAUCUGCGACGACGACGUGGAACCCGACCCGAGAUCCGUCUCGUUCGCGUUCGCUGUCUGGAGAUCUGACCCGGAUCGGGCGGUGGGGCUAUUCGCCAGGUCGCACGCAUACGACCUCGCGUCGAGGACCUGGAUCUACACCAUGGAGAGGGAGAAAUACUCGAUCGUCCUCACCAAAUUCAUGAUCGUCGACAUCAAGCACCUCGUGACUUAUUCGUGCGGCCGGGAGUACCAGGAGGCUAGGCGCAUAGUGGAGGAGAUGAACAACUGCGAGGAUAUUCUGAUGAAUUUCGUGGUGGCAGAGGAAAACCAGAGGGGGCCGGUGCUGGUGGGGGUGAGGGGAGGCUGGGUGAGGGAUUACGGGGACGCACGAAACGAUGGGGCGGCAGAGGGGUUGAGGGAGGUGGGUUUGAGCAGCAGAAGAGGGGAGCACAGGAAGAGGAGAGGGGAGUGUAUAAGGGAGUUUCAUAGGGUCUUGGGGAGGAUGCCAUUAAAGUUCAGUUAUGGGAAGAUGGUGGAUGAUGUUGGGGAACAAGGGCUGUGCAAGAAAAGUGGCAAGUUGGUUUCCUGUGAUCAGCAAGACUCCAGGGCCUAACCAUCCUUCAGAACCCGGUGAAGAAAAUGGGGAUGAUGCACAAUUAAAGGAUUUUUUCCUUCCUUUCCGAGUCUUCUGCACACGUAGAGAUAUACAAUGCUUUGAUGUUGUGCUGGAUGACACAGAUGUAGCAAAAGGUAUCCUCGAGUUCAUAAAACAAUCUGCGAUUGACGUGUUGGUUCUUGGUGCUACAGUGAAGGGCAGCAUCUUCAAAUUCAAAGCAAAAGACAUCCCUGGAAGCGUGUUAAAAGGUGCCCCAGAUUUUUGCACCAUAUAUGUGAUCCACAAAGGCAAGAUCUCGUCCACACGGGCCGCAUCCCGCCCGGCCCAAUCCAUUCUGAGCCCGAUUCAUAACCAGAUACUGUAUCAAGCCAGCAGCAAGAUUUAUGGAUCAGAACAGCCACCAACUGCAACCACCCCCAGUUCUAGAAGUUCAUAUUCAGGACAUUGGCGGCCAGGAUCUGAACCAACACCAAGUGCGAGGCAGAUGGAGGCCAAUGCUAUCAAGCGGGCUCCGAAUGGAAAAGCAUACGAAUUGUCUACACCAGAGACAGACAUAUCAUUUGUCAGCCCAUCCACUAGGAGAGGUGUCGACGAUAGCUUUGAUGGGGCCCCCACUCCUCCUCGGCAUUCUGGAUUCUCAGACAUUGACUAUUCCGACAUGUGGCACCAGGGCCGCAAAUCCAUGGACAUCUCAAUCCCUCUUGAACUCCCUGCCUCUCCAGAGAAUGAGAGGGCAUUCUCGGCACAUACAAUGGAUGAAGUAGAAGCUGAAAUGAGAAGACUAAAGCAGGAGCUCAAGCAAACAAUGGAUAUGUACAGUACUGCAUGCAAGGAAGCACUAUCUGCAAGAGAGAANGCAAUGGAGCUCCAGCGCUGGAAAAUGGAAGAACAAAAAAGGCUAGAAGAGGCCCGGCUAGUGGAAGAAGCCGCACUUGCCCUAGCAGAGAAAGAAAAAGCCAAGUCGAAAGCGGCCCUCGAGCAUGCUGAGGCCGCCCAGAGGCUAGCCGAGCUGGAAGCCCAGAAGAGGAUCAAUGCAGAAAUGAAAGCCCUAAAAGAAGCAGAAGAGAAUAAUAGGAUGCUCGGUAUAGAAGGUACACAAUCGAGGAGAUUGAAGUGGCUACCGAAUACUUUGCGCGGUCGAGAAAGAUCGGUGAGGGAGGCUAUGGCCCUGUCUACAAGUGCUACCUGGACCAUACGCCUGUAGCGGUCAAGGUCCUGCGACCUGACGCAACUCAGGGGAGAUCUCAAUUUCAGCAAGAGGUAGAGGUUUUGAGCUGCAUACGGCACCCAAACAUGGUCCUCCUCCUGGGAGCCUGCCCCGAGUACGGCUGCCCCGUCUACGAAUACAUGUCCAACGGCAGCCUCGAGGACCGUCUCUUCAUGCGCGCCUACACCCCUCCUCUUUCCUGGCAGCACCGUUUUCGAAUCGCGGCCGAAAUCGGCACUGGCCUCCUCUUCCUCCACCAUGCCAAGCCGGAGCCCCUCGUCCACCGAGACCUAAAGCCCGCCAACAUCCUCCUCGACCGAAACUACGUCAGCAAGAUCAGUGACGUCUGCCUCGCCAGACUCGUUCCCCCCUCCGUGGCCGACACUGUCACCCAGUACCGCAUGACGUCGACAGCUGGCACAUUCUGCUACAUCGACCCUGAGUACCAGCAGACGGGCAUGCUUGGGGUCAAAUCCGACAUUUACUCACUUGGCGUUAUCUUUCUGCAGAUUCUCACGGGCAAGUCGCCCAUGGGUCUUACUCACCAUAUUGAGCUGGCUGUCGAGCAUGGCAAAUUCAGGGAGAUGUUUGAUCCGAAUGUGGCUGACUGGCCGCUCGAAGAGGCACUUGUGCUUGCCAGGCUGGCGCUACAGUGCGCGGAGCUGAGGAGGAAAGACAGGCCUGACCUUGGGAAAGUAGUGCUCCCACAACUGAACAAGCUGAGGGAAGUUGCGGAGGAUUCGAUGUCGAAUGUGGUGCCGUAUAUGGGAAACCCAUCACCGAGAGACAGUCAGGUCUCCUUGUCCAAAGAUGAUUUGAGUUUUCCAGCAUCACCAUCCACAGAGUCAAGCAUGGGGACCUGAUGUGCAGGUAGAGAGAAUUGAUUGAGAAAAAUAGUUCUGGCUGUACACAAAAAGAAGAAAUCAAUAUAUUUUUUUUGGUUGUUUAACUGUUAAUAGAAAGCAACUGAUUCUCCUUCUAAUUUAGUUUUAUGUUCUUUGAUCUAAACAUCUUUAGGCUCUGAAAAAUGGUGGUGCAUGUUUUGUGUGGGAUUUUGUAUCUUCCGCCCUGAUAGAUAGUCUGAAAUUUGAACCAAUGAACAAGGCUUUUAUCUUCUUUUUUUUUAACGAUAG